CUUGCCAACAAUUAUUAUUAUCGUUAUCCAUGGGAAGUUUGCCAUUAAGUACACUUUCUAUCAGUUUUAUCCUCCGGCUUUGACUUCAUGUGGCUGGGUCUAUAAAUCGAUUUAAGUGGAUAGGAGGGAGCAAAGCUUAGGGACAGAGAGAAGGAUGGCGAUAAGGGGAGGCUUCCUGUGCUCCUUGGCAUGCCUCUUGUCCUCCAUUGCUGUCACUGCAGCUCUGGGAAGGCAGGGUGAUGCCCUCGACAAACUCCGAAAGGGAGCUGCUGUUGCUUCGUCUUCCGACUUUGACACGUUCGCCUUCUCCGAUCUUACGUCGAGAUUGUACGCCGAUUCCGGGUCGAAGGAGAACGACAGGAUCGUCGAGCUGCCCGGCCAGCCCGCAGGAGUAGAUUUCGAUCAGUACGGGGGUUAUGUCACCGUCGACGAUCGAAGCGGACGAGCUCUGUUUUACUACUUUGCGGUGUCAGCGGGCAAUCAGAGCAGCUCCAAGCCUCUGCUUCUCUGGCUUAAUGGAGGCCCCGGGUGUUCGUCCUUCGGGAUCGGGGCGAUGCAGGAAUUAGGCCCCUUCCGCGUCAUGAGCGAUGGCAGCACUCUCUACAGGAAUCCUUAUGCUUGGAAUUCAGUGGCUAAUGUGUUGUUCCUGGAGAGCCCGGCGGGCGUCGGCUUCUCCUACUCGAACACCACCUCGGACUACAGCAAUAGCGGCGACAAGAAGACAGCAGAAGACGCGUUCGUCUUCUUGGUGAACUGGAUGGAGAGGUUCCCGGAGUACAAAGGCCGGGACUUUUACAUCGCAGGGGAGAGCUACGCCGGCCACUACGUGCCGCAGCUCGCCUACACCAUUCUCCAGCAAAAGAACCAGUCCGCCGCCGGAGCUGCCAUCAACCUCAAAGGGAUCGCGAUCGGCAACGCGGUGAUCAACGACGAGACCGACAGCAGAGGAAUCUACGACUUUUUCUGGACGCACGCGCUGAUCUCAGACGCCACCGUGGAGGCAAUCCAGAAGUACUGCAACUUCUCCCCCAACGCGGUGGAGGAACCCCCGCAGUGCAUUGACGCUGCGCGUGAGGCCAACCAGGUGACCGAGGAGCUGGACAUCUACAACAUAUACGCUCCCCUGUGCUUCUCAUCCAAUUUGACUUCCCCUCCAAAGAAGCCUUCGAUCGAGGAUUUCGAUCCCUGUACGUCUAUCUACGUCAACGCAUACCUGAAUGAUCCGGAAGUACAGAAAGCUCUCCAUGCUAACAUCACAAGGCUCAACUACUCCUGGUCUUCCUGCAGUCGUUGCAGAAGAUGGUGUCUCCUUCUACGGUCAAGGUCAUCCAUCAUCUCCUUUUCUUUCAACUGCCAUCCAUUAGUGCAGGGGAUGUCACUUCAGGCUGUGGAAUUCUGCAGUGCAGCCAAAAACUGCACAAUCAUAGCAAGCUCAAGGACGAACCUCCUGUGGUCAGAAGUGCAGAUGACAAAAAUCUGGAGAGGGGAAUCAGGUGAGAUGGCCUCAAAAUUAGGAUUCCCUUCACCAACCUCAGGUCCUCGAACAGACUGUCAAAGACAAUAAAUGAACACCCACUUAACUAGGAUUCCCACUGCCCCAUCUAAUGGAAUACUGCGCAACAUCUAUAUGUAUGUAUGUAUUGACUUGGAGAGAUGCUCAGCUCCACCAGCAAGAUGAGAGCACAGCAGCCAUGUGCUUCUCCAUGCUCAUUGUUAAUAAAGCUAGCAUGACCUACAAGCCAAUCAUAAACAACAGAGAGGAUCGAUGUACGCAAACUUAUACGAGAAAGAAAGAUAUUUCGAUCACCCAA
This is a messenger RNA of Musa acuminata AAA Group (dessert banana), 1811 nucleotides long. Its product is annotated as serine carboxypeptidase II-3-like. Gene Ontology annotation, molecular function: serine-type carboxypeptidase activity. The record is from RefSeq and is a predicted model, not a curated record. Gene Ontology annotation, cellular component: vacuole. Lineage: Eukaryota; Viridiplantae; Streptophyta; Magnoliopsida; Zingiberales; Musaceae. Bases 155 to 1564 code for a protein of 469 amino acids. The transcript has 6 exons. Gene Ontology annotation, biological process: proteolysis.